This is a messenger RNA of Lodderomyces theae, 2949 nucleotides long. RefSeq names its product POL5. NCBI's taxonomy places the organism in Eukaryota, Fungi, Ascomycota, Pichiomycetes, Serinales, Debaryomycetaceae. Gene Ontology annotation, molecular function: proton-transporting ATP synthase activity, rotational mechanism; transcription factor binding; rDNA binding. Bases 1 to 2949 code for a protein of 982 amino acids. Gene Ontology annotation, cellular component: nucleolus. The transcript is spliced from 2 exons. Gene Ontology annotation, biological process: proton motive force-driven ATP synthesis; regulation of DNA-templated transcription. The record is from RefSeq and is a predicted model, not a curated record.
AUGGUGAAACGGGACCAUUUUUCAAAGUUGGCGUCUGAAAAUGCCAAAGAAAGAGUACAAGCAGCCAACGCUUUGAUGCAAGAGUUGAUUGAGGAAGACUCUUUUCAAGAAUGGGACUACACCUACAAUCGUUUAAUAAAGGGCUUGACUUCAACUAAGCAAAGUGCCAAAUUGGGAUUUGGCGUGCUUUUAACUGAAGUUAUAUCCGAAAUGAAGAAACGUAAUGGGUUGACGGUUGAAAAGUAUUUGGAGAAGUUACGUGAAGUGACUACUGUCAAAGGUGGUAUGAAAGGAAAGGAAGAAAGAGCCCUUCUAUUUGGUCAUUUGUUUGGACUCAAUGUGAUUAUAAAGGUGGGAUGGCUUGAAGAAGCGAGUGAGGCAGAGUGGUUUCACUUUAUUGACGAUUUGACAAAUUUGUUGAGUACAAAGCCUUGGAUAAGGGAAGCUGCCACCGCUAGUUUGAUUGGAGCUAUCAAAACCGCCAAUUCUAAAGUGUCACAUGCUGUUUACUUGAGGUCAAUGCAAAAAUUGAACGAUCUUGGUUUGAACUUGUCUACGGAGGGCUUGGCCGUGUACUUGGCCAUAGACGGGCAAGUCAGAUCAAAACUCGCCGAAAAGAUUGUCAACCCAAAGUCAAAUUGGAAACAAGGAGAUCCUCUUCACAAAGGAAACUUGCCCGUCUUAGCCAAGGUUUUGAAAGAUGUUGAGAUUGUUGACGAAAAUGUCGAAGAUAGGAAACAAAAGAGCAACUGGACCCCAAACUUGCCAUUUGUAUGGGACAUUCUUAUUGAAGAGUUGGCGGCUCCCAGAGAUGGUGUGAGGGAACCUCCGAAAAAGAAACAAAAAAAGAAUAAUGGAAACAAAGGCGAUGAAACGAUUGGCUUGAAAGAAUUUUACAAGGUUGUAAUUGACGAGUCAUUAUUUUCAGAGAAAUCGUCGCAUGAGAGAAAAUAUUGGGGAUUUGAAAUCUUUAUCAAGUUUUUGACAAAACUAGAUCACGACUUGGAAGUGUUGUUUACUCCCAACUUCAUGAGAUGCUUGAUCAAUCAGUCAUCACACAAGUCACGCACGUUGCAUGAAAUAGCCGUCAGAGCCUUGUCUGCAAUAGCGGAAAAGAGUUCGCAGGUUAAUGAGUCUGGUCCUAUGUUGCUCAAAUGCUUAUUGGAUGAGUCAAGAGGCGGAUGUUGGAACUUUGACUUGGUAACCAAGUCGCGCACUGUGGAUAGAGUUUUGUUGGUGCCCAACAGUGGUAAUGUUUCCAUUAUUAUUGACAAGUUCUCCAGUAUGUUGAAGAGUCAAACAUCCACGGACGGGUUCAAGUACUCCAAUGAUAACGUUCUCAAGUGGUGCCUUGACAAAUUAGUACAUUUGGUAAAAUUCAACAGGGAUGAUGCGGUUGUGAAACAGGUUAUCAAGUUGUUGAUCAAAACUGCAUUCUUUGAAGGUGAAGCCUCUUCUAAUAUCAGAAAGUUAGCACAGGAAAAGUUAAACUCAGUACUUUCGGAGCUUUUAUCCUACAAUAGUGCCGCCGGCGUAUCCUGGCCGGGCUACUGUGUUGAGCAAAUUGCGCUGUUGGAAAAAACCAGUAAAUGCUUGGUCGAAUUUGACGAGGAGUUGAGUGAGGUCCGUGACGAAACUAACAAUAUUUUGAAAUCCUUGCAAAAGCAUUCAAAUGGAGACUUUAGCCGCGUAUUUGGUUUACUAUUUUCCAUGUGUUUUAUUCAGUUGUACAUGGGUGAUGAGGAGAUUGUUCAAAUAACUCAAGAAUUACUAUCUCUUUAUCAAAGUGAAGCCCGAAGUAAUGAUGAAAAUAACGUGGAUACUGCCGUGGUGAUGACUGAGAUCCUUCUAAGCUUCGUCACUAGAAAGAGCACGUUGUUGAAAAAGUUGUCAAUGAUUGUAUGGGAUCAUUUUCUUUGUGGGGUUGAUGGGGAGGGGAAGUUGAGGAUCAAUGAUGAAUGUUUCAAGUUGUUGUUUGAUGUUUUGAUAGCAAAGGAGAAUAAAGAAGGGCAGAAGCAGUUGUUUGAGAACGAUGAUGAGAUGGUUGUUGAUGGUGAUAGCGAAGAUGGCGAUGAAGGAGAUGAUGACGAUGAUGAUGAAGACGAUGAUGACGAUGACGAUGAUGACGAUGAUGACGAUGAUGACGACGACAACGCGACUGCCAACAAUACAAUGACUGAUCUCGACAAGGAAACCAAUCUCAAGCUUGCACAAGCUUUGGGCAUCCCCACUGCCGAGUCCGGGGAAGUCAAAUUCGACGAGCUCUCCGAUCUCGAUUCAUCCAACAAUGAGUACGAAAGUGAUUCAAUGGACGAUGAACAAAUGAUGGCUAUGGAUGACCAGUUGUCCAAAAUUUUCAAAGAAAGGCAAAACAUCUUGAGCAGUGUCAGUUCAGGAAACAAGAGAAAGACCGAAGUGCACGAUGCACGUGAAAACAUGAUAUUUUUCAAGAAUCGAGUUUUAGACUUGCUAGAGAGCUUUACCAAACACCAUCCAAAUGCUGAAUACAACUUGAAGUUUAUUGAACCUGUGGUGACAUUGAUAAAUUUGACGAUGGAUAAAAACUUGGGAGUCAAGGCCCACAAAUUUUUAAAGACUAGAAUCAGCAAAACCAAGGUGUACACCAGUGCAACUGGUGUUAAGGAUGUUGCGAACUUUACCCAAUGGAGUAAAGAAACUAUUAAAGAACUACAAAAUAAAGCUGCUACCACAAAAUCUUCAAACCAGGCUGUUAUUGCUAGCUACAAUCAAAGUUCCAUGUCAGCAUAUAAACAAGCAGGUAUUUCAUUAAACAAGGCUCUCGCCAUUGCUGCACAAACUUUGAGAAACUCGUUGAAGCCAGAAUUCAAGGCUGCUGCUGAAAGAAGAGGAUUUGUUGAGGCCAAAGUUUCCGUAUACGAAAAUGGUAAAGCUGGUGAACCAAGAGCAUUGAAGCCAAUUGACAAAUAG